Messenger RNA from Branchiostoma belcheri (Belcher's lancelet), 992 nucleotides. Its product is annotated as testis-expressed sequence 264 protein-like. The transcript is spliced from 4 exons. The record is from RefSeq and is a predicted model, not a curated record. Lineage: Eukaryota; Metazoa; Chordata; Leptocardii; Amphioxiformes; Branchiostomatidae. The coding region runs from base 46 to 867 and encodes 273 amino acids. Gene Ontology annotation, biological process: protein-DNA covalent cross-linking repair; reticulophagy. Gene Ontology annotation, cellular component: nucleus; endoplasmic reticulum membrane; autophagosome membrane.
UUGACACAAAAGGUCAAUCUGUGACCCAGGAACCCGGGAACCAAGAUGGCGGACGAUCAGACGAUGAUAAUUUUGAUCGCGAUCGCCGCACUUUUACUCCUUCUGGCGCUCACGAUAUUCUUCUUCCUCGUGCAAUGUGGACUUUUCCACACGGUGGACGUCCGUGCGGGAACCCCGCCCAUCGAGAACGUGACGGUCAUGUACAAGUACCGGCAGGGGCCGUAUAAAGAUGCCGGGGACUUCUUCACCGACACGAUAGAACUCGCCCCGACCAAAAGGACGUUCGGGGUUUAUUAUGAUGAUCCCAAGCAGGUUGAGGCUGAGGAGUGUCGCUACAUUGUGGGCUGUAUCGUCAGUGAGGGGAAGGAGGCAGCAGACAAGGGUCUGAUGGACCAGAUGAAGGCAGAAGGUUACAGGUCCUUCAGGUUCCCUGCUGUUACUCAUGCUGUCAAGACUGAGUUCCCCUUCGCCAACCAUGUGUCCAUUCUCAUAGCCACCACCAGGGUCUACCCACAGCUGGCUGCUUACAUCAAGGAACACCACCUGUGUGCUCACCCAUGUCUGGAGAUCUACGAUGAAAACUACAUCCACUUCAUGGCUCCGCUGGCCAAACAGAUCCAGUUCUACGUGCCUGAGGUGAGGAGUGGAUCACCCACCCUGUCCCUGGCUGAGACCACCAGUCCUGAGGACAGUCAGAGUGAUGGGGAGGGGGACACCUCCUACAUGUCAGGGGACACUUCUUACAACACCACCCUGGACUCAAGGGACUUCAGCACUCAGGAUAUCCGAGAGGAGAUGGGGAAAGGCGAAGGAUCAGAGGAGUCAUCGUUUGAAGAGUUAGAAGUGGAAGAGGACAUGAAGGAGUGACCUCAGGAGCUGUUAUCAGAAGCUGUAUAGAAUGCCUGUGCAAGGAUGUCUAACACAGUAGUCUGUUUUGUCAUUAGGGCAUGUUGAAUUGAUUGUAUGGAUGACAUCCACAUAUGCAUGAAUUU